GGACAGACUGCGGAGCUUGGCAGCUGGUGAGAGGACGGAAGGAGUCGUAGGUGGAAGUUUCUAGACAACGAGACAGACAAUAACUAUACAAAUACUAUUCUUGAAUAGCGACAAGGAACUUGAACGCCUUCCGUUUAAAAGUACUCUCUGACCACAGAAACAGCUGUUGAACAUCGCUAAGAGGACAACCAUGCCUGAAGUCCUUUCAUCCACAGACAUUGGCAGCAUACCUCCAUCUCCAGUGGACAGCAGUCCCAGGAGGCUGUCAUGGGGUAGACUGGUUCAAAGACUGACUGAUUUCAGUACACAUAGCAGCAGUAUUGAGUCAGGGUCCACCAAUGGCAGCAGGAGUGAUCUUUCAGACUCAGGGUCAGAUGUCUCCAAUGACUUGUGUCCCUCCAGUGAUGAUCUUUUCUAUGACCCCAUGGAGAAGACAAUCCUAAAAGAAGUAGUGGACCUAAUUGCACAAAGCCUAAGAGAAGCCAAAGACUCAGACUGCACCUUGAGGUGUACUAAACUGCUUAUUCCAGAGAAGCUCCUGGAGCACAUUGGACAGGAGCUCCUUCACCUGGCAGCUAGUGAGCCCUGCGGCUUAAGAGGGGCUCUCAUUGACCUUUGUGUGGAGCAAGGGGACACCUGUGAGAGUGUGGGCCAGCUUUCCGUGGACCCCUACCUUGUUCCCACCUUUCAGCUCACUCUAGUAUUGAGGCUAGAGUCAGGUGGCCUGUGGCCCAAAAUACAAGGACUGUUUAGCUCCAAGUCCCCAUCCACUCCAGCAGUCAGACAAGCUAUAAAACUCAGCACUGGUUUCCGCGUGAUUAAGAAGAAACUGUAUUGUUCUGACGAACUGCUCAUUGAGGAAUGUUGAAAAACGAGAGGGACUAUUUUAAUGUAUGAGUUGAUGAUAAAGCUCACAGAAGGGCCUUAUAACUUCAAGUAUAUGCCUUCUGAGGUGUAAGAUGGACUUAGUCAUGACAUAGCCUUUUUUUUCCUACUGUAUGGGAGCUGAAGUUUAUGGUACUUGGAGCAGGUGGUGCUUAAACACCUGCUCAGAUUUUAAAAUGGCAAAACGUAACCAUUAUACUAUAUCUGAU
Molecule: messenger RNA, 1094 nt
Organism: Melanotaenia boesemani (Boeseman's rainbowfish)
Lineage: Eukaryota; Metazoa; Chordata; Actinopteri; Atheriniformes; Melanotaeniidae
Gene: ddit4
Product: DNA-damage-inducible transcript 4
Exons: 3
Coding region: 191-868 (225 amino acids)
Biological process (GO): apoptotic process; negative regulation of TOR signaling; response to hypoxia
Cellular component (GO): cytoplasm
Molecular function (GO): 14-3-3 protein binding
Source: RefSeq, a predicted model, not a curated record